This is a messenger RNA of Staurois parvus, 315 nucleotides long. Lineage: Eukaryota; Metazoa; Chordata; Amphibia; Anura; Ranidae. The record is from the annotation of a GenBank genome assembly.
AUGACCAGAGACUGCGGACAUAGUACAGGAGAUGACCAGAGACUGCAGACCUUGGGGGAGCAGAAGAGGGGGUACCCAAAUUUGACAGGUACCCGCUCCCACUUCCGCAGAGUUGUCCUCCCUCCCCGUCUUCUGGGACACAUGACAGGUCCCAGAAGACUGCCGGACCAUUCACAAAGCGCAGCACUUCUUGUGCAUGCGCAGUGGGCACCCGGCUGUGAAGCCGCAAGCUGCCACAGCCGGGUGCCUACACUAAAGAUGCCAGCACCAGGGAGAGAAGACGGUGAGGACACUGCUGGACCGAGGAACAGGUAG